Colletotrichum orchidophilum is the source of this 4905-nucleotide messenger RNA. RefSeq lists its product as uncharacterized. Gene Ontology annotation, cellular component: cytosol; RQC complex. The transcript is spliced from 3 exons. The record is from RefSeq and is a predicted model, not a curated record. Gene Ontology annotation, molecular function: ubiquitin protein ligase activity; ribosomal large subunit binding. NCBI's taxonomy places the organism in Eukaryota, Fungi, Ascomycota, Sordariomycetes, Glomerellales, Glomerellaceae. The coding region runs from base 1 to 4905 and encodes 1634 amino acids. Gene Ontology annotation, biological process: rescue of stalled cytosolic ribosome; ribosome-associated ubiquitin-dependent protein catabolic process.
AUGUCGCGUGCCUUUGGAAAAGGCAGCCGACAGUCCGGCGCAAGGGGUUUUGGCAGCUCUGCCCCCGGUGGCUUCGGCGGCUUCUCCUCUGCCGGCGGUAGUGGCCUAUCUUACCUCUCCGAACCUCCCGACUUGACCCCAAUCUCGGAUGCGAAUGUCGUUGUUUCAUUCAAGAACGUCCUCAAAAAAGAUGCCACAACAAAAGCAAAGGGGCUAGAGGACCUCCUCGCCUACGUACAGGCUCACCCAUUCGAAGUGGACGGAGGCGCAGAAGAAUCUAUCUUGGAAGCAUGGGUACAAAUAUAUCCUCGUACUUCGAUAGACAACUCUCGCCGCGUCCGCGAACUCUCUCACACCCUGCAAUUUGAGUUAAUGAAGUCAGCACGGAAGCGCAUGGAGAAGCGCAUCCCCAAGAUCGUCGGUGCCUGGCUCGCGGGCUUAUACGACAAGGACAGAGUUGUGUCGAGGGCGGCCAACGAUGGUCUCUCCUCGUUCCUUAGCAGCCCAGAGAAAAUCGCGCUGUUCUGGAACAAGUGCCAGUCGCAGAUCUUAACAUAUGCAACUGACGCUAUCCAGGAGACGAAGGACACACUCAGCGACGAACGUUCCACGACAGCCGACGAUGCUGAGGCUAAAUACCUUCGCGUUGUAGGGGCGAGCCUCUCCCUUGUACUUGGCCUCUUGCAAAAGCUCGAUUCGACCGACCUUCAAAAGGAAGAGGAGGCAUACGAUACCUUCUUCGCAGAAGAGAAGGUCUGGAAAAGCGUGGUUACGGGCGACAGUUCGGUCAAGAAGACGGCGUGCCAGCUGUUAUGGGUGUCUAUCGACAAGAGACUUGACUCGGUGUCCUCCCAGAUUUCCCGCUUGAAAAAGGCCUUCAUCGCCGAGGGACUCAAGAGCAGCCAAGCAGGAUCGUCUGUCGAGUAUGUCAGGGUCCUCACAAAGUUGACGGCCAAGUUCCCCGAGAUUUGGACGAGUUCGAGCGAGAAGAAGAACCCGAUAACUAGGUUGAAUGGGUUUUUGGAAAAGGGUUCCCAGAGCAGCUCCGCCAAGUACUGGGAGCACCUCGAGCACCUGAUCAAGGCCAUUCCAACUGAGCUCUUCACGGUCGAUGCUUCAGCUGACGCGCUCAAGUCAAUGAGGACGGGAAUCACAAGCAGAGAAGAGCCGCGGAUGAAUGCCACCACAGCGUGGACCUGCUAUGCUAGAACUACCAAGCACCUGCUACAGAAUUUCCCUUCAGACGGUCAAAGGGCGAAGCUUGUUCAAGAACAUCUUUUCCCUUUGAUCGAGCAUUUCCUUCUACCGACACCUGAGAAUACGUCAUGGGAGAUUGGCAGAACUGGACGGCUUCCCGUUCUCGGUGAAGUCUACGAGGUCUCGGUCGACCCGUCAUCCGAGGCCUUAGUUCAGGCAACAACUGACAAGUUGGAGCUGCUUUCGUCAGCGUUCUGCAGCAGAAUAUCCAACUCGCUCCCUGAAAUUUCAAAGGACUACGAAAAGUCUCAGGAGGCUAUUGCUUCUGAAGGCACCCGUUGGUUCUCCCUGGUCGGCCAAGUUCAGAAGACGAUUCCCACAGACAGUCUCUUCAAUGAGCCUUCAAAGACCAUUAUCAAAUGCAGCUUGGACCUUCUCGCAAACAGAAAUCUCAAGCCAUACGGAGCAGCAGCAGUGCUCUACAGCGUGAGCAAGAACGCUCCGCGUGUAUGGGGAGAUGCAGAGGCUGCUCGAGCUCUGGAACAAUUCCUAUCAACGCAAGGCCGAGACCGCAUGGACGUCGUGAUGACUUCGCGGUCUGCUUCUGAUCUAUUGAACUGCGUGAAUGCCUUGGGUACUCUCGAGAGGCAGGAAGAAAACUACGCGGGUAUCUGGAAGACCUGGAUUGAAGCUUUGUUGAGCUUGUCCGAUGACAACCAGGCCGUUAGAGGCAUCGAACGUCUGAUUGCCAACCAACAAGCAUCAAAGCUCUCCCAGUCACACGUGCAGCUCCAGAAGUUCCUCGAGUCUAAGUGCUCCAGCACAGCCCGCGGAGAGCUGGACUCCUGGAGCCUGUUCGAGACAGCCUUUGGCAACAACGCUGUCGCCGAAUCAACGGCCAAGCAAUUAGUAAAUAACAGUGUAUCGGCCUUGUCACAAGACAAGCACCACUCUGUUCAGGCCCUUCGCUCCUUGGAAAUUAUUGCAAAUAACAAGCCUGGACUGUUGUCUCAGGAUGAGUCAACUCACAUGGCGGUUGUGACUGAACUGCUGGGACUUGCCGAACUUGACGACAGAGCAAUCUCUUCUCGUGCGACCUCGUUGAGAGCGCUACUGGAACAGCCCGCCGAUGGCACAUCGCCAGUUGCCGCCAUCAUCCAGAGAAAUCUCGAAGACGCAGGGCCACAGUCACUUGGCAUCGAAACACUGGUUCAACAAGCGCUGCAGGCUUCCCAUGCUGGGUCUAUCGCCAUUGAGGACUUGUUCCCAAGCACGAACGUCUGGAUGCAACAGCUCUCCAAGUUCUUCCAGGCCAAGCUCAACCCAUCAUUGUCAAUCACUAGCGGCUUAGCGGGCGCUCACUUCUUGGUCCAACCUACCGAGCCAGAGCAGCGUCUUCGCGUGCGCAGAGACCGAGACGGCCUUUCUGUUCCAGCCAGAAUGGCGUCCUACACCUCCAAGCUCUUGUCGUCGGACAUUUCGGUCUCUAACUUGCCUGAAAGCUUCCAGGUCGAGCUGCUCUACCUUCUUUGCGUCUCAGUUCAGAUGGUAUCGGACCAGAUCACAUUGAUGGACGAGAACAAGCUGUUCCUGAACCUUGAGAUGGGAGAUGCUCUUACCUCGGCUGAAUCAUUUGUCUCUUCCACCCGUCUCACUAUCAACGCCAUUGCGGAAGAAGCCCAGGGAUGGAGAGACGGCUCGGAAGCUGGCUCGACGAAGCUGGUCAACGGUCUCAUCGCCAUCAUGACGCAGGAGACGAAGGAGCUCACGCCACUGGGAGUCUACAGCGCUAGAGCGCUGAGCGAUGUCUUCCAGACCCUUGCCGAGAAGCACGGGUUCCCUGUUGCAGGAGACGAGAAGAUCAACCAGCUAGCGACAUUCAAGGCCACGCCACCGACGAUUUUGGCAGCGACGGCCGUGUUUGCCGGCUUCGGUGAGAGUCUGGAGUCGUCAAAAGCCGUCAACAACCUGUGCAACCGUCUUGUUAGCGACAUUGCGGGCGCUAGUGUGGAACCUGAAAGGGUAGAGAAGACGCUGUUAGUCCUCGUCCUCCUCAACGCAUGUCUGCAAGUCUACGAGGUCGGCGAGGUUCCCGUGGCGAACAACCGCAUCGUCUUUGCCGUUCGCCAAAUCACGUCUUGGAUGGACGAUAUUCCUAGCCUCACCCCCGCACUGUCGACCGAGAUCUGCAGAUCAUUACAGAGGCUGCUCCCAAGCAUGAAGGAUGUAUACGGCUCGUACUGGGAAAAGACGAUCGAGUUCUCCACCGCGCUGUGGGCAAGGGCAUCCGACGACCGUCUCGACGACUCGCUGUCGUACAUCCAUGCGUCAUUGAAGCUCUUGACCACUUUAGAGACGCUAUCGGAGCCGAACGAUGAUCUCGUGGAUGCCCUCAAGGAGUUCGCCGAAACGAAAUCACUCUCCCUCAUCGAACUCCUCAAGCUCGACCGCGAGAAGAGCACACAACCCCUGGAGAUCGUGGACGCCCUCAUCUGCAGACAAGUCAAUAAGAUCCCCCUGAAGCAUAUUACCGACCUCUCGGACCUCUACGGCCUCAUCGCCGCGGACUCCCGCUCGAUCCAGACCGCGGCCUUCAACCUCCUCCACUUCGCGCUCCCUGCGCGCCAGGAAGAGCUCUCGGUCAACGUCCUCCUCGACAAGACCGACGCCCGCCUCCCCGACGAGCUCCUUUCCCUCCUCCUGGAUGCGCCCACUCUGGAACGCUACCCGGACGAGGUCCUCGCGCAGUUCCCCCUCGCGGUCCGCUCGUACCUGCUAUCAUGGCACCUCAUCUUCGACGCCUUCAGCACUGCCUCGCUCAAGGUCCGCCAGGACUACACGGAGCACCUCAAGACGGAGAACUACAUAGCCCCGCUCAUGGACUUCACCUUUGACGUGCUGGGCCACUCAGCCGCGCACCCGCUGAACCUCGAGAGGGAGGGUCUGACGACGCAGCACAUCACCUCGUACAGCGUCUCCCUCGCCGACGCCGAGUCGGACGAGCGGAACCUGCACUGGCUGCUCGUGCACCUCUACUACCUUACCCUCAAGUACACCCCGGGCCUCUUCAAGACAUGGUACCUCGACUGCCGCUCCAAGCAGACGCGCAUCGCGGUCGAGGCCUGGAUGACGCGGUACUUCUCCCCCAUCAUCGUCUCGGACGCCCUCGACGAGGUCGCCGCGUGGGCCGCGGCCCAGGAGCCACCCGCCGACGAAGACGAAAAGGAGCUCGUCGUCAAGGUCAGCAAGGCCACCAAGGAGAUUACGGCCGGUGUCGAGAUCGACGAGAGCCUGGCGUCCAUUUCCGUCAAGGUGCCCGCGAGUUAUCCCAUCGAAGGCGUCAGCGUCGUCGGCAUUAACCGUGUCGCGGUUAACGAGCGCAAGUGGCAGAGUUGGCUGCUCACGACGCAGGGCGUCAUUACGUUCUCGAACGGAAGCAUCAUCGACGGCCUCUCAGCCUUCCGGCGCAACAUUGUCGGCGCCCUCAAGGGCCAGACCGAGUGCGCCAUCUGCUAUUCCAUCAUCUCCACCGACAAGAGAAUGCCCGACAAGCGGUGCACGACGUGCAAGAACCUCUUCCACCGCACAUGUCUAUACAAAUGGUUCCAGAGCAGCAAUCAAAAUACGUGCCCGCUGUGCCGUAACCCCAUCGAUUACCUGGGAAAUGAUUCCAGGGCGCGGAGGGCUCAGAGGGACGAUGAAUAUUAG